AUGGAUGACUCAAUCAACGACCUGUCGGUCCUCGAUUCUGAGCGCACCAAUGCUGUUCAGCAGGCUCUGGGCCGACUUCUUGCUAUGGAAGUUGCCGAAGCCAGCUACUCCAACAUCCUGGAUGGACUUCCAACCAUCAAAAUUUGGCGCGAGUCCCAUCUUAAGCAGCAUGGGCACCCUGUCUUCGAGUUAAACCAUAGAUCGCUGUGUCCUAGGAUCGUCGAAAGAAUUCGGGCCUUCAGACAACAUUUUAACCCUUUGCAGCUGUCCUUUACCCCUGCCUGUACUUGUAUGGGCUCGAUGAGGGAGCUCACAAGCACCGCGUUCACCAAGAAUGACGAGACCAGCAGCUUGGAAAGGCAGACGACUAUUUUGGACCGACCCCCUUUUGGGUCCGCUACAGACAUCGACCAAUAUCCGAACGGCGUCGCCGAUAUGGUCAGAUACUGGGCCGGGGCUAGAAUUUUUGGUGGUGUUGUCCUCUUCGACCGCGGACCUUCUGGCACAGAGGCGAGUCUUGUGCAAGCCAACUGCGAAUGA
Parathielavia appendiculata is the source of this 540-nucleotide messenger RNA. RefSeq lists its product as uncharacterized. The coding region runs from base 1 to 540 and encodes 179 amino acids. NCBI's taxonomy places the organism in Eukaryota, Fungi, Ascomycota, Sordariomycetes, Sordariales, Chaetomiaceae. The transcript has 2 exons. The record is from RefSeq and is a predicted model, not a curated record.